This is a messenger RNA of Nematolebias whitei (Rio pearlfish), 4000 nucleotides long. RefSeq names its product ubiquitin specific peptidase 28 (gene usp28). The transcript is spliced from 25 exons. Lineage: Eukaryota; Metazoa; Chordata; Actinopteri; Cyprinodontiformes; Rivulidae. Gene Ontology annotation, cellular component: nucleus; cytosol. Gene Ontology annotation, molecular function: cysteine-type deubiquitinase activity; cysteine-type endopeptidase activity. Gene Ontology annotation, biological process: DNA damage checkpoint signaling; regulation of protein stability; protein deubiquitination. Bases 120 to 3602 code for a protein of 1160 amino acids. The record is from RefSeq and is a predicted model, not a curated record.
GCGCGCGCAGAUGGCCGGUCGCUGUCGGCGCGUGACAGAUGGAGCAGCUUUGAGCAGGAGGGAGUGCGGCCAAGAUUUCUGCGGGAAAACGCGAAGAAAUUCGGGAUUUUUCAUCGGCGAUGAGAGGCGAACAGGUUGAAGGUGGAGAAAACUCGACGAACUCGGCCAGUCAAGGGGACACCGGUCAUGUUGUGGGUCUGCUAACAACUCAGACUGCAGAGCUUCAGGACCCUGCAAAACCACAAGAGUCAGGAUCAUCUGGAGAAACCUGGGAGGGCCAGAAAGAUGAGCUGCAGACCGCCAUUGAACUCAGCCUGCAGGAGGCCCACAAAGUCGAGGAAGAAGAGAGGGAAUUCCACAGGGCUCUGGAGGCCAGCGUAGAGGAAAACGCAGCAAGAAUGAAGAGGAAGAGAUGUGAAGUCCAGAAUGAAAUGUGCAGCCCUGCAGACUGGAUCCGUCAGGACGAAUGGCCUGUGGGGAUUCGCAAUGUAGGAAAUACCUGCUGGUUUAGUGCAGUCAUCCAGUCGUUGUUCCACCUGCCUGUGUUCAGAAGACUGGUUCUCAACUACCAUCUGUCAGAGCGAGUACUGGAGAAGUGUAAGAGCCAUGCAGACAAGAGGAACAUAUCCUUCAUGCAGGAGCUACGCUGCCUGUUCGCCCUCAUGGUGGGCUCCACCCGCAGGUUCGUUGAUCCCUCUGCAGCGGUGGAGUUACUGCGGGACGCCUUCCGGACAAGUGAGGCUCAACAGGAUGUCAGUGAGUUUUCCCAUAAGCUGCUUGACUGGUUAGAGGAUGCAUUUCAGCUGGCUGCCAAUGGAAAGAGCGCAGAAGACAAGCAACAGAACCCCAUGGUUCAGCUUUUCUACGGCACCUUUGUGACAGAGAGGAGACAUGAAGGUAAGAUAUUGUAUAACAUUGAGCAGUUUGGCCAAUACCCCCUGCAAGUCAACGGCUUCAACAACUUGGAUGAAUGCCUCGAAGGUGCAAUGGUUGAGAAAGAAAUCGAGUCGCUGCACUCAGAUCAGGGUGUCACAUCUGGACGAGAGAGAUGGUUUAAAAAGCUACCUCCGGUCUUGACCUUUGAACUCUCUAGAUUUGAAUUCAACACCCAGCUCGGACGUCCUGAGAAGAUACACAAGAAGUUAGAGUUUCCACAAGUCGUAUAUAUGGACAGAUAUCUUCACAAAAACAUUGAGCGGACCAAUGAGAGACGAGGAGAAGUAAAAAAGCUCAAGGAGCAGCUUGCAGUCCUUCAACAGAAACUUGAGUGUUAUAAAAACUUUGGCUCAGGUCCUAUGAAGUAUCCUCUAGCAGACAUGCUCCAGUUUGUUCUGGAGUUUGCAACCACAAAACCCACCAGCGUUUCCCCAGCUGAAGAUCUGAGACUGGCCUCGUCUUCACCGACUCCUGCAAGCCUCCCCGUCAGUGAAGCCAUCGCCAAAGACGGCAGUGAACCUGGAGAAGCAGAUUCCUCAGAGGGCCUGGUUUCUACCUGCCAGCGGACACCCAUUUACAAGCCUUUCACCCAGUGCAGACACCCCUCGGACUGCCCCCCACACCCAGCUCCUCACAGCGUCACAGAAGAAGAGUUGCACUUUGUUAAAACCUGCCUACAGCGCUGGAGGACCGAAGUAGAGCACGACAUAAACGAACUAAAAGCCAGCAUCGACAAGCUAAAUCAAACACUCGAGGGCAUUUACUCAGACAACAGUCUCUGCCAGGUGCCCUACAGACUCCACGCAGUACUUGUUCAUGAAGGCCAGGCGUCAGCUGGUCAUUACUGGGCCUAUAUCUACGACCACGCUAACCAGCGCUGGAUGAAGUACAAUGACGUCAUCAUAACUGAGUCAUCGUGGGACGAGCUUGAACGAGACUCGUUCGGAGGCAUGACCAACGCCAGUGCAUACUGCCUGAUGUAUAUUGAUGACAGACUACCCCAGCUGAUCACAGAGGACACAGAUGAUGAGACAGGCCAGGUGCUCCACGGCAUGGAUUCUCUGCCGCCCGUCCUCAGGCGCUACGUCCAAGAAGAUAACCGCUGGUUCCAGCAGGAGCUCAGCGAAUGGGAGGAACAGUUCUGCCAGACUGCAACCCCACAGGAAGAGUCCACAACCACCGCAGAACCUCCGAGCUUCAGUUUACAGCAAACACCUGUCGAGCCAGCGCCCCAGUCAGGACUCGCCACUGAAGAACUGGACCAAGGAGCUGCUUUAGAGCCACAACUAGUUACUGAAGAGGAAAAGGACAAUGAUGACGAUGUCCGAGAGAUAGCUGAAGCAGAAAGUCCAGAGAUUUUGCCACAACCUGAGAGUCCUGGCUGCCAAACAGACGCCAACAACACUCCAGCUGUCACUGACACUCUGGGAACGAGUCUGAGUUCAGACUCGGUUGAUCUGCAGAGUCAGACCCCAGUCCAGGAUGCGGAUCUGAGUAGUCAGACACCACCUGAACACGGUGAACAGAGGGAUGUGGCAGAACUCAGCUCUGAAACUAAAGAACAUGAAGCUUCCGGAGGAGCUCCUGAACUUGGAGCAGAGCAGGGAGCUGAGGAGCAGCAGCAGGAGGCUUCGACUAGACAGCGACAGGUGGAGAACGAGGUUUCCGAGGUGGAGAUUCCCAAUGUGGGCAGGAUCACGGUGAGGGCUGAUGCUGAUGGAUACAAUGAAGAGAUGAUGCUCACUCCAGCCAUGCAAGGCGUCAUCCUCGCCAUAGCCAAGGCCAGGCAAACAUUUGACAAAGAAGGCCCUGAGGCUGGCCUCAUCAAGGCCUUCCAUGAGGAGUAUUCCCGCUUGUAUGAGCUCUCGCAGGAGGAGAACACCCCCCAGGAGGAUGCCCGUCUGCAGCACGCUCUGGUUUACUUCUUUCAAAACAAGGCGCCCAAACGUGUCAUUGAGAGGACGCUUCUGGAGCAGUUUACAGACCGCAACCUGAGCUUUGACGAAAGGGCCAUCAGUAUAAUGAGAGAAGCCCGGUCCAAGCUUCGUCUCAUUAAGCCAGAGGACAUGGACAUGGAUGAAUACAUGGAGUGGCACGAUGACUACAGGCUGUUCAGGACGGUGUUUGUCCAUCUGCUGACUGGACUGGAGCACUACCAGCAUGGAAAGAUGCAAGAAGCCUUGAACUACUUGGCUCAUGCAUACGAGACCAACGCCGCCCUGCUGAAGAAGGGGGACAAACGUGGUGUGGACAAGUCUCUCAUUGCAGUUUACAGGAGGAAAUGUCUCACUGCUUUGAACGAGAGCGCAUCCUGCCUGUUUUGCAGCGGUGACGAGAGCAAAGUGGAAGAGGGCGUCACCAUCAUGGAUGAGGUCGUUAUCCCGUGUCUUCACCUGAUCAGCCGGGACUCAGCGUUAUCUCAGGAGGACCGGGACGCUAUGGAGAGCAUCCGCAGCCACUGGUGCUGCUGCCUGGGCCAGGACAUGGAUGAUGCACUGCAGGUAAAGCUGGGUGAGUUGCUUCCCAGGGUUCUGGACGGUUCCACCGGCAGAGUGGUGCUUAAAGAUCCACCACAAGUCCAUGUCAACCAGGCGCACGACCUGUGCAGCCGCCUGGCUGCUGUCAUGGAAUCCCUUCACAACACCACAGUUGUAGCUGUGAAGUAACAACGUAAAGGAAACCCACAGCAGUGAGCUGGACUGGUGCAUCAUCACUGCCAGCAGCCUGCCUGCUGGAUCCUUCUGUACCAUUGGACUUAUGGAUUGACACAGUACUUAGUUUCUAAUGUCUGCUGGCUUGGCAUUGCACAUGCAAACAAAUUUGAUGCGUUAACAUUUGCUGGUGUGAUUGGAUAAGAGAUCAGACACAAAUACGUGCUCAUCAGGACAAAUAUAUAUGAAAAUCUGCAGAAAACGAUUCAGUCGCAUCGUCUCUGCCUGUUCGUUUAACAUAAGCAACCUCUAUUCAUCACAAAAAGAAAAUACUAACUGUACUUUUAAGUCCAAAAUAAAGCAACAGAAGCCUAAAAUGUCCUGAUGCAUGCUCAGAGGACCUCUGGACAGAU